AUGAAAAAUGAGAGAAAAAUUCCAGAUAUCAAUCAUUAGAUAACAUUUGAUGAAUUAAAUAAAUUAGAAUUAAAUUAUUUUACAUUACCAAAAGUUAAGAACUAGAAAUUGGAUUAUAAUGACCUCAACCUUAUCAAUAGGAAAUCGAGCUAUAUAUCUAAAAUCCAGUACAUAUUGAAUAAAAGUUUUAUUGGAGAUGUGCAAAUGAUUCUUAAAAAUGAAAUCGCACGUGAAUAUAUCCCAAAAAAGUUUUUGAUCAGUUAAAUUUUUGAAAAAGAUUCUAAUUCUAGAUUAUUAUAUCGCCAUACUCAGCCUGAAUGGAAGAAAGCAAUUUAAGAGUUGACUCAAAAUAAUUUAGUUAGCGUAAUGAAAGAGUUGCUUAGGGAUAUGCAAGAAUUAUAGGCUGAAGUAAGUAACUUAGAUGAGGAAGUCUAAAAUCACAUGAUUGAUCUUAACUCAUUGAUAAAUAAUUUUAAAAGUACAAAUUAAUUGAUAAUUUCAUUGGGCCGAAAUGAAGAUGAAAUAAAGAACCUGAUUCAAGAAAUAUCUCAAUUCACCAAAAAAAUGGAGUAAGAACGAAGACAACAAAGAAAAAAAAAAAUCAAAAAACCUGAAGUGUUAAACAUUGAACCUGCUAAAGGUUAUUAAGAGUGCAUCGAAAAUUAUAAAGUAGUACAAUUGAAGAGAAAGUUGUAACUUGAUACCUGUAAUUGUUAAAUCAAUCCAAUAUAUGUUGAAUAAAGAUUCAAAAUUAAAAAGUAUAAUGAAGAAGAGAAAAUCGCUUAAGAGUUAAUUUAUGUCAAUUCCUUAAAUAAUUUAAAUUCGAAUGUUAUAGUGAGGUCGAUGAGUUUCUUAAGAAUAAUAGAGGAUGGUAUGAAGUGUUAUUACUUUUCGGUUCUUAGGGAUCUCGUAAAACUCGAGAGUUAAGAAUUAUAUAGAAUAAAUUGUGGGAACAAUACCAUUCAUAGAGCUGGAUUCUUAUUUAUAUAUCUUUAUCUUCAGAUCCAUUUGAUAAGAAAUUAAAAUAGAGUUUUAGAAAUGAUGAAUAUUAUAAUGAUUUUCUAAAGGCAGUCAACUCAAAAGAAAUAAAGGUUUUAUUUUUACCAGAUAAUAUAGAUGAAGUAAGAUAGUCAUUUUAAAAUAGAAUUUAAUUAAAAUCAACUUUCAACAUUUAGAUAUUGACAAAAAGUUGAUUGAAAAACUGUGAAAUUCAUUGCUUCAGCAAGAUCUGAGCUUAAAGACUUAUAAAAUUAUAAGUUCUAUUUCUCCUAUAAUCAUAAUAACAUAAAUUUGAUGACUGAAAUCUAAUUAUUGCCAUUUAAUGACGAUUAAAGAUAACAAUAUUUUUAAUUGAAUCACUAAAUAAGCAUCAAAAAAUAAUAUUAUUUAAUCAUUUUAUAAAACAUAGUAAUAACUAAGAUCAUUUUGAAAAUAUAUGGUAAAACCUUGAAAAAGAUAUUCAGAAAUUCAUUAAACAACAAGAGCGUGAACUCAAAUAUCUUAUGA
Messenger RNA from Paramecium octaurelia, 1506 nucleotides. NCBI's taxonomy places the organism in Eukaryota, Ciliophora, Oligohymenophorea, Peniculida, Parameciidae. The record is from the annotation of a GenBank genome assembly.